Messenger RNA from Gaeumannomyces tritici R3-111a-1, 2717 nucleotides. RefSeq lists its product as hypothetical. The coding region runs from base 1795 to 2547 and encodes 250 amino acids. NCBI's taxonomy places the organism in Eukaryota, Fungi, Ascomycota, Sordariomycetes, Magnaporthales, Magnaporthaceae. The record is from RefSeq and is a predicted model, not a curated record. The transcript has 2 exons.
GAAGCACCAACCCUAGAGGAAUCAAUGGUGGAGGCAAUGACCAAACAGCACUGACGCACUCGCGUCAUUUCGUGACCUCAAUUACACAUAUCAUUGAUGCAUACCAUAACACAAUCUCAUUACUGCGCCGUCUGCAGCGACUUCCGCAGGGCGGCGCAGAUGGCAUCGCCAACCUCGUUCGUCCGCGCCCUUCCACCCAGAUCUCCGGUCCGGAUCUCCAACCCUCCCGCCUCCUUGGAGUCCAGCACGUGGCCGACGGCCUUCUCUACAGCCGCGGCCUCGUCGGCGAGCAGGAACGAGUAGCGAAGCAUCAUGGCCAGACUGAGGAUCUGGGCGACGGGGUUGACGACGCCCCUGCCCGAGAUGUCGGGCGCGCUGCCGUGCACGGGCUCGUAGAUGCCGUUGCACCGGCCCUCGCCCGGGACCGCCGAGAUGCUCGCGCUCGGCAGGACGCCCAGCGUGCCCGUGAUGCCGCCCGAGAUGUCGGACAGCACGUCGCCGAAGGUGUUGUCGGUGUGCACGACGCCGUUGAAGCGCGUCGGGUCGCGCACCAUGAGCAUGGCCAUGCUGUCGGCGAGCUGGUGCCGCAGCUCGACGUCGGGGAACUCCCUGUCCAUGGUCUCCUGCGUGACCCGCCUCCACAGCCGCCCGCUGGCCAGCACGUUGGCCUUGUCGGCGCUCCACACCACGGCCGGCCCGCCGCCGCCGCUGCCGUCGCGGCCCAUCAGCCGCGCGACCGCGGCGCUCACGCGCGCCAGCCGCUCGACCUCGGACGAGCUGUACACCCACAGGUCCGACGCCGUCGUCUCCUCCUCCACCUUGGCGCCGAAGUAGGCGCCGCCGCAGUUCUCCCGCACCACCACGAACUUGGUCCCCCUCACCAGCUCGGGCUUGAUCGGGGAGGCGUCCACCAGGGACGGGACGAAGAUCUCGCAUGGCCGGAGGUUGGCAAAGGCGUCCAGGCGCUGCCGCAGCCUCAGCAACCCAGACUCGGGAGUCGGGUUCGCGGCCGCCCACUCCGGGCCGCCGAUGCUACCGAAGAGCACGGCAUCGCUCGAUGCUGCCAGGUCAAGCACGGCGUUGGUGAUGGGAACCCCGUGCUUGUUGAUACUCGCCCCACCCACUAGGUCAAAGGUGCGCGUAAACUUGAGGCCCGGCCGGCACUCCUCGAUCACGUCGAGAACCUUGAGCGCCUCGGCCAUCACCUCGGGGCCGACGUGGUCGCCCGGCAGGACGAGGAUCUUGUAUGUGCUCGGCUGUGCCAUGGUGCUUGUCUUGUGUGAUGUGCUCGGAAAUACAGCUCUUUCGCAGCGUUCUCAGAGGGCGGCCGGUGCACCAAACAAGUAAAACGAGAUGGCAGGGGGCUACAUGUAGUAGGUGGCACUGUAAUUCCAUGGCGGGGUGCAGUGGAGGCGUGCCCGAAUUGCGCCCGGUUUCGGCGUGUCCCACCCCCGCCGCUCCGACUGCCAAGGCCCGUAGAAAGGAAUUGCACUCCUCAGAGCUCGGCUGCCUUGCAUCUUGAGGGGUAGGUACCUGAACUAGGUGCAUGGGUACCUAGGUAGCUAGGUUAGAUGGUCAUGCCGAAGCACGAAACUCACAACACGCUCCUCUGCUGGAUCCCUUCCGGGACUCAUGACAAGCAGGGUUAAGGUCAUUCAUUACCACUUUGCUGCUUCGACGCACGUUGUACCAUAGCGUAAAGUGUCAUAUCAUUUGUACAGCCCGCCAGACAACCCCCAUCCUCCUCACUCUCGCGAACACUAGUCCCCAUCCCGAUCCGCCGCCAGCAACACCAUGUCUCCCCGGCUCCAAGGCAAGGUCGCCAUCGUCACCGGUGGUGCCUCAGGCUUCGGGAAGGGAAUCGCCGCCAAGUUUGUGCAGGAGGGGGCAAAGGUCAUCAUCGCCGACCUCUCGGCGGAGUCGGGCCGAGCCGCGGCGGACGAGCUGGGCUGCGCGUUCGCCGCGGGCGACGUGACCAAAGCGGCCGACUGGGAGGCACUCCUGAAGCAGGCCGUCGACGCCUUUGGCGGCCUGGACGUCGUCGUCAACAACGCGGGGGCGACGUACGUCAACAAGCCAACCGAGGACGUCACCGAGCGGGACUUUGACCUCGUCAUGAACGUCAACGUCAAGUCCAUCUUCCUCUCGACCAGCGUGCUGCUGCCCUACUUCCUCGGCAGCGGCCGGCCCGGGUGCUUCAUCCAGGUGGCCUCGACCGCGGGGGUCAGGCCGCGACCGCGGCUGACGUGGUACAACGCGUCAAAGGCGGCCGUCAUCAACGCCACCAAGACCAUGGCGGUCGAGUACGGCCCCAAGCAGAUCCGGUUCAACGCCGUCUCGCCCGUAGUCGGGAGCACGGGAAUGACCCAUCUGUUCCUCGGGAAGCCUGACACCGAGGAGAACCGGGCCGGGUUCGUCUCGACGAUCCCUCUGGGGCGAGCCUCGACGCCGGCCGACGUGGCCAACGCGUGCUGCUACCUUGCCAGCGACGAGGCUGAAUUCAUCACGGGUGUGAACAUUGAGGUGGACGGAGGCCGAUGCGUUUAGAGAGAGUAUUUAUGUUACAGCAGGCUGGGAUGAUGAAUUAUAUACACCAAUAUAUGCACCUAUAUCUGAGAUAGACAACCCGGGUCCAGGGUGCGGGGCCGUUAACCCGAGGUCUCACUCAUCAUCACAAUGAAGCAGCACCAGUCACAAAAUCAAGAACUUCCAAUCCG